This is a messenger RNA of Apiotrichum porosum, 447 nucleotides long. RefSeq lists its product as uncharacterized. The record is from RefSeq and is a predicted model, not a curated record. The coding region runs from base 1 to 447 and encodes 148 amino acids. NCBI's taxonomy places the organism in Eukaryota, Fungi, Basidiomycota, Tremellomycetes, Trichosporonales, Trichosporonaceae. The transcript has 2 exons.
AUGGAAAUCUCACAGCACACAUGGCGCGCCCUGGGCAUGUCCGUCUCGGGCGGCUACUGUCUCCUCGGCGCCCUCGGCAUCCUCUUCCCACACGCCGCUGCCGUCCUCCUGGUCGGCCCCGUCCCGCAAGCUGCUGGCACACCACGACCGAUCCCGUCCCCCGCCGAGCGUGCAGCGUUCAUCAGGGCCGACCGGGCCAACGACAAUUUCAUUCCCAACGUCAUGCCCCUCCUCGGCGCGCGCGAUCUCAGCAUUGGGCUCGCGCUCGCGCUGUUGGGGCGCGCCGACCGAUGGCGCGAAGUCGGCAUCGUCACGCUGGCGGGUCUCGUGCUGUGUGCAGCGGAUGUGGUGACAGUCUACAAGCGCCGUGGAGCUGCCUGGGGUCUGCUACUCGCUGCCGGCGCGGCAUUUUGGGCGUUCAUUGGAUACGGCCUUCUUUCGUACUGA